Lachancea mirantina is the source of this 450-nucleotide messenger RNA. Lineage: Eukaryota; Fungi; Ascomycota; Saccharomycetes; Saccharomycetales; Saccharomycetaceae. The record is from the annotation of a GenBank genome assembly.
AUGAAAAUGACUCCGAUGAAGCGUGUAAGAAACUCUGAUCCAGUGGGAAUAUCGAAUUACAAACGUCAAAGGCUUGUGCAAGAUUUACAAAAUUUGAGUCUAAAUGAAACUUCGAAUGUGAGAAAUAAGGCUUUGAAUGAUGGGAGAGAAGUCGUAGGGGGUCACGUCCUGCCGGAUGUACUACGUGAACAAGUUUGGCGAUUGGUGAGGGAAAGUGAUAGAAACGGUUCCAGGAACAACAUUUAUGAAAAAGUGUGGCAGAAAAUACGAGAUGACAAUAUGCAGGUGAUUAGGUGGUAUAAUGCGGUGGAAUUGGUGUAUAAGAUGUGGUUGAACUGGGUACGACGCACACCGUGGAUAACAUCGCAGACAGAUCACAUUGGUCAUGUGAUGGACGUUGACAUGGACCUCGACGAUGUCGACGAACCCAUGCUUAUAGACUCGGAUUAA